Molecule: messenger RNA, 981 nt
Organism: Nanorana parkeri
Lineage: Eukaryota; Metazoa; Chordata; Amphibia; Anura; Dicroglossidae
Product: zinc finger protein 614-like
Exons: 1
Coding region: 434-910 (158 amino acids)
Source: RefSeq, a predicted model, not a curated record
GGAUAGAUCUUCAAAUCCAUCUUCCCUGGAGAAUUCAGACUCUAUUACCCAUAAAGGUAAAAAGAUAUUUCCGUGUCCUCACUGCGAAAAAAGUUUUAAAGCUAAAUCAUCUCUGGAUAAACAUGUAAGAGUGCACACCGGGGAGCGGCCAUUCUCAUGCCCCGAGUGCGGGAUUUCUUUUAAGUCCAGCUCAAAUCUCUUUAGACAUCAAAGACUUCACGCUGGAGUGAAGAGUUUUACAUGUUCGGUUUGUGGGAAGCCUUGCAUAGACAACGCCAACCUUGCCCGGCAUCUUCUAAACCACACAGGCGAGAGACCUCAUCAGUGCACAGAGUGCGGGAAGCGCUUUAAAAGGAAAUAUCAACUGACUGAGCAUUUUAGAGUUCAUACGGGAGAGACUCCUUUCGCGUGUUCAGAGUGCGACGAAAGUUUUAUGCAGAAGUAUGAUCUCAUCGUCCACCAGAAAACCCACAUGGACAAAAGUCCGUACACAUGUACGGUGUGCGGGAAAGGUUUCACAUGGAAGCAUACCUUCCUCCUACACCAGCGUACACACACUGGCAAAAUGGUGCACACGUGCGCAGAGUGCAAUCAAUCUUUUCUAACCAAAUCUGAGCUAAACAUACACCGGAGAUGUCACGUCCAUGUGGUUAUCUUUCCGUGCUCAGAAUGUGAUAAAUCGUUCAAAACGAGGAAAGAACUCCUCCUACACCAGAGAAGUCACACCGGUGAGGAGGUCUUCUCAUGCAUGGAAUGCGAUAAAUCCUUCAUAAAGAAAUCGGAACUUGUCAGACACCAGAGAGUCCACACCGGCGAGAAGCCCUUUUUGUGCUUCCAGUGCGGCAAACGCUUUAUGCAGAAGAAAGGCCUCAAUGCCCAUAUGAAGCUUCACUCAGACGAGCCCAAGUGAGGGAAACGUUUUGGCGGGAAGGACAAUCCCAUCCCGAAAAAAAUCCUGCUGGCUCCUGGAUUGGACGGACA